This is a messenger RNA of Protopolystoma xenopodis, 528 nucleotides long. NCBI's taxonomy places the organism in Eukaryota, Metazoa, Platyhelminthes, Monogenea, Polystomatidea, Polystomatidae. The record is from the annotation of a GenBank genome assembly.
AUGCGUAAGGGAAGUGCGGCCCGACGGCCCUGCGCCCAGUCGGCGGAGUCCAAUCGUCCGGCGCGUCGGGCAGAUGUGCCCACCGACAGAUGGCGCCUGCCAACUCUCGCCCAAUCACAGCCCUCUCUUGAGGACACCCACGACAUGCGUGCACACCGGUCGCUUAGCAACGGUGACGGCGACGGCGACGGCGACUGUAACGGCGACUGCAACGGCGAGGGCGACGGUGACAGCGACGGCGACGGCGAGGGCGAGGGCGAGGGCCACGAAAGGCGCAAGGAUUGGCGCAAUGGAUGGCGUGACAGCCGGAGCCAAGGGAACACACGAGACGGGCUAGACGUGGGAGGGAGGAGAGGGCCAACUCAAUGUUCGCGCUUCUUCACAAAAGCAGGCCUAGUUGCCAGCCGACUGGCCGGCAACUUUUGCCCACGGGGCCUGUCGCCGUGUCGCAGGAGUGGCCGGGUUUGCCCACGAAUCCGAGGCAACGGCGGCUGCCACGACUGGCGGCAUCGUGGCGACAGUACGUGA